CUUUAAAAUUCAAACAUCCGAGUCCAUGCCAUCAGCGUCAAUCCAAAUGAAAUUCGAGUUCAGAGCUAAAACCUCGUCGACAAGCCAAACUUUGGACCGAUGCCCACGAGGAUGACCAAAUGCGCCAGCCCUUCCGCCGAGCCUCCAUCUACCUCCACCUGCUGCUAAUAACCGAGGCCGUGAUCGGACUGCUGAUCCUGGUGGUGACCGCCUACUACCACGCCGUGCUCACCGGCUAUCUAUCGGAGAUCGAGUGCCGCCUGAUCUACGGCUAUCUGUUUGGGAUCUACGUGUUUGGGGCUCAGCUAGUGGUGACCUUCCUCUGCAGCAUUGUCAUGUGGCGGCGAAUUUGGAGGCGACGUUGCACGCCCAACAUCCGCCUCCUGCUAUCCGUGUGGGCCUUCUACUCCUGCGUAAUCAUUGCCUCCGGUUUCGGGUGCGUUUGGAACCUUUACCGAGGUGUCGAUGUCCUCGAGAAUGCGGCGGACACCUCGCUGACCCGGGGCAUCGACAUGUACUAUACGUGUCCCGAGUGGAAACUCCUGUGGGACGGCCUGCAGUGGCACAAGGAGUGCUGCGGGGUGCAUGGCUACAAGGACUGGAUGAACGCGGAGUGGAUGCCACGUCGGGAGAAUAACUGCUCGUCGAUGGUCCUGGCACCCUUCGCCUGCUGCAAGCGCUCCUGCGACAGCUGCUUUAACAACUUCCUCCCGGGUGAGGGGCAGUCCAUCAGUAGCCGGCAGCCUUUUCCCGCUCUCACCGUGGACUCCAUCAAUGCGAACGGAUGCUUGCCGGUGUUCGUUAGUGCGGUGUGGAACUUCUUUUACAUCCUGCUGGCCCUAUGGGUCCUGGCCCUUAAGUUCCUGAUCCUGCUUUGCUGUAUGACCAAGUUCAUAGUCCACCGGCAGAAUGAGGGAGAUGGCUGCGAUAAUGUGGGACUCACGGACGAGGAUGGGCAUCCCUUGGUCGUGGUGAAAUAUCCCUGUAACGUGCGCUGCGUGACGAUUGCCGAGGAUGAUCUGGUUUCCGACAACGUUCCCGAUGUUAACUAUUGCAAUUGCACCGAAUUGGAUGACGAACAGUGUGGAUACUAAUUUUGUUUCAUUUUUCUUUUAUAUUUUAUA
Molecule: messenger RNA, 1124 nt
Organism: Drosophila yakuba
Lineage: Eukaryota; Metazoa; Arthropoda; Insecta; Diptera; Drosophilidae
Product: tetraspanin-12
Exons: 3
Coding region: 120-1094 (324 amino acids)
Cellular component (GO): membrane
Source: RefSeq, a predicted model, not a curated record